UCUCUCCCAUUGGUACUUCAUCCUUGUUUCCACAUCCAUUUUAAGAUGUUCCUGUCAGAAGGUUGAAACAGAGUCAGUACAGUACAAACAGACUUGAUUCAGGAUCAAAAAUGAGUACCAUGUUCUUCCAGAUGUCUUGCCACCUGUUCGAGAGUCUCUGUCCCAUAGAGCAACCUUGACCUCUCCUGUUGGUUUCCUGCAUGGAGAUAAUAGAAGGUAUGCUGGAAUGAGGAGCAUGGAUUCGUCUGAUCGCGAUCGCCCAGUCAGCUACAGUUCUACAUCUUCCUCUGCCUCAUCUAGGGAUAGCCACUGCUCCUUGAGCAGUGGGAUGACUCUGGUCUCCAACAGCCACUUGGGCCUUGCUGGCCAAGAGAAGGAAGCUGGGGCCAUCCGGUUGGAGCUGAUCCCGACAGGGCACUUGUCCAGCACCAACAAUUGUGCAAAGAUUAAUUUGCCACGUAUGAAUUCUGGAGAGGUGGAUGAGAAGAGGACCGGAGUCAUUGGAAUCAAAAGAGUCGACUCUAGGGGGUCCCACAAGAAUCGUGCAAUGUCACCAGGAGCAGCAUCUGCAAGACCCGGGCUGCUUUAUGUGGACAGAGUGGUGCAGGAAAUCCUGGAGACUGAGCGGACCUAUGUUGAAGAUCUGAGGAGCAUUGUGAAGGACUAUCUUGACUGCAUCACUGACCAAUCACGGCUCCCACUGGGGACAGAAGAACGCUUGGCUCUGUUUGGAAACAUCAGAGAUAUCUAUCAAUUUAACAGAAUGAUUAAGAAGGCCUUGAAGGCUGAGAGGAGUGUUAAGAUGUUUGUGUAA
Rhincodon typus (whale shark) is the source of this 814-nucleotide messenger RNA. RefSeq names its product pleckstrin homology domain-containing family G member 1-like. The record is from RefSeq and is a predicted model, not a curated record. Gene Ontology annotation, molecular function: guanyl-nucleotide exchange factor activity. NCBI's taxonomy places the organism in Eukaryota, Metazoa, Chordata, Chondrichthyes, Orectolobiformes, Rhincodontidae. The transcript is spliced from 4 exons. The coding region runs from base 227 to 814 and encodes 195 amino acids.